Messenger RNA from Glycine soja, 2022 nucleotides. RefSeq names its product SWR1-complex protein 4-like. Lineage: Eukaryota; Viridiplantae; Streptophyta; Magnoliopsida; Fabales; Fabaceae. Gene Ontology annotation, cellular component: nucleus; NuA4 histone acetyltransferase complex; Swr1 complex. The transcript has 17 exons. Gene Ontology annotation, biological process: DNA repair; negative regulation of transcription by RNA polymerase II; chromatin remodeling. The record is from RefSeq and is a predicted model, not a curated record. Gene Ontology annotation, molecular function: transcription corepressor activity. The coding region runs from base 128 to 1450 and encodes 440 amino acids.
UAUCGGCAGUGGAGAAAGUGAGAGGGAAAACUGGAACAGGAAGAACGAACCUGUUUAAUUCCCCCAAAUCGGAAGUUGAUCCUGAAACCCUAAAUAGCCCUUAACGUUGUGUCUAUGUUUUUGAAUUAUGGACGCGAAGGAUAUCCUGGGAUUGCCCAAAAACUCGUUCCCAUCUCUCGAGAAGAAAUCUCGUCCUCCCAAAGAGUCUCAAAGAAAACCAGAUGGCAUUUCGCGCGAGGUGUAUGCGCUUACGGGCGGAUUGGCCUCUCUCAUGCCUGCAAUUGAAGCCUCUCAGUUGAAGAAAAAGCCUCUUCCUCUCGAAAAAAUCACUUGGCAGUGGCUUCCUUUCACCAGUUCUGCUCGUAAAGAUAAUCUUCAUCUUUACCAUUGGGUACGAGUCAUCAAUGGUGUUCCUCCUACGGGGGACUAUUCUUUUGCCAAGUAUAAUAAGUCCGUUGAUGUUAUCAAAUACACAGAUGAGGAGUAUGACAAGUAUUUGUCAGAUCCUACGUGGACCAAAGAGGAGACAGAUCAACUAUUUGACUUGUGUGAGAGAUUUGAUCUCCGAUUUAUUGUAAUAGCUGAUAGGUUUCCAUCAUCUCGGACUGUAGAGGAAUUAAAGGAUAGAUAUUAUAGUGUUUCCCGGGCUAUAUUGAUUGCUAGGGCUCCAUCUUCUGGAGAUGUUGUGGCACAUUCUAUUGUUAAGGAACCGUAUAAUGUUGCACAAGAAAUGGAGCGAAAAAGAGCACUGUCCAUGGUCCUCUCUCAAACAAGGCAACAAGAACGAAGAGAUGAAGAGGUUCUUGUUGAAGCAAAAAAAAUAGCUGAAAAACGCCUACCUCCCAAGGUUGCUGGACAGUCUCAGUUUGUUGCUUCUAAUGCUGGUGCAGAAGCUAUAGAGAGGGCUGUCCCUGGUGAAACCGUAUCUCCAUCAAAUGUGCAACUUCCAAUGGUUGCUCCAGAUAAUGCAUCUACUCUGGCUUCUCUUCGCAUGUUUGACAGAGAAAUAUUUCAGCUUCGUGUAUAUUUGAGAACAUAUGCACUUGAGCAAAUGGUGCAAGCUGGGAACGCAUCAGCUGGACUUCGGACUAUCAAACGGAUUGAGCAAACUUUGCAAGAUCUUGGGGUCAAUUUGAAACCAAGGGUUCCAACGAAAGCUGUUUGUGCAGAGCAUCUUGAAUUAAGAAAAGAAAUACUAACAUGGCUUAAUCUCCAGAAACAGGUGCAAUAUAAAGAGGCUGAAGGUUCCUCCUUUCGUGAUGGGUCAUAUGGUGAAACACCUGGCACACCAAAGCAUUUACAUCGUGGUGGGGAUCAGGAUCGAACAUUUAUUCCAGAUUCAAUGAAUUUCGGAGUGGAAAGGGUAGGCAAAAAGGACCAAAAGCGCAAGGCACCUGGAGCUCCAUCAGCUCAUAAAAGACCUAGAAAACUAAAGGCCUCAGAUCUUUAGUUUCUCAGGUGGCAACCGGGAAAGGUGUUUCAAUUCACAGAAUUCUUUCAAUCAAAAUUAUGAAUGUUGUGGAAGGUGGCUGUGAACUCAACACCUGAAAAUUCGGAUUGUGGUAUAUCUAGUCCAACUGAAAUUCGGUUCACUUCGGUCUAAAAUUUUAAACUAAUGCCACUCUUGGUAUUCGAUGUAAAAAGAAAAGUGGGAUCCCUGAGAUGAGUGAGAUCUCCCAUCUUAACCAUGUCCUGAGAAGCUGGACUUUAUUUCUUGUGCUGCUAAGGAUUUGUAGAAUUGUAGGGAUACCAGGUACAAAAGAGGCAUCUUAUUGGAAUAUGCAUGUAUAUAAGUUUGACAUGGGAAUUUCGGAUGACUUUGAUAGCUUAUGAAGAUAAUUUUAUUGUCAUUGUAAGAAAAUCGUGGAAUAGCACAGGAGCAUAAGGAAGAAGCCAGGAGUAACUGAUUGAACUUAUCACCUUCCCAUAUCUAUAACUAUUAAUAAUGGGAAUUAUCCAAUUUGGUGUACAUAUUUCAUUGGAUAAUUUUAUCAUUAAACCACUUCUUAAAUUUUUUUAUUC